GGUGGUGGCGCGGGGGCGCAGGGCGCACCGGUGAUGGUGGCUCCCCUCGGAGCGCUGGCGACCCCCUGAGAGAGAGACCCAGAGAGAGAGAGACCCCCCCCCACCACCAACAGCCCCCAGCCCUUUCCCGGCCCGGGUGGAUGCGGCCCGGGGUGUCUGGCUGCCAGCGCGGAGCGAGCAGAUGCUGGGGGGCCGGAGGAGGAUGGAGUGCGCCCUGGACGCCCAGAGCCUGAUCAGCCUCUCCCUGCGCAAGAUCCACAGCUCCCGCACCCAGCGCGGGGGCAUCAAGCUCCACAAGAACCUGCUGGUCUCCUAUGUGCUCCGCAACGCCCGGCAGCUCUACCUGAGCGAGCGCUACGCCGAGCUCUGCCGCCGCCAGCAGCACUACCCGGAGGGCGGCGUCCUGCUCGGGGCGCCCCCGGGCUGCGCGCCCGCCGGAGAGAUCGCCCCGGAAUUCAGCCCGCUCCAGCUGGCGGCCGAGGACCCAGAGCCGGGCAUGCAGCAGCCGCGGAGCUGCGGGCUGGGCGGCGCGGCUGGGGCCGCCCUGGCAAGAGGCAGCGGCGGCGGCGACCUGCUGGAGGUGCCCGUGUGCGCUGCGCUCCUGCCCGGUGCGCCCCAGGAGGACGAGCCGCUGGAGCUGCAGCCCAGCCCGCCCCAGCCGGCGGCCCCUUCGGCGCUUCGCAGAGACUCUUCCCCCGGCUUCUACCGGGGCGGCGGCGGCGGCGGCAGCGCUUCUUCGGGGCUGCUCUACCCGGUGCCGGCGAGCUGUGACUUCGGCAGCCCGGCGCCUCCAGGCUCGGCCAUGAGCGCAGCGAGCGGCGGCGCCUCGGCGCAUUGUAGCAGCCGCACCACGGUGCUGGACCUGGACACCCAUGUGGUGACCACGGUGGAGAACGGCUACCUGCACCAGGACUGCUGCUCGCAGUGCCCCUGCUGCUGCCAGGGCGCCGCGGCGCUCGGCGCCCCGCCGCCGACCCCGGGCACCAAGCGCAAGUACUACCCGGGGCAGGAGGACGAGGAGGACGGGGACCCGGGAGGGGUGGUGGUGGUGGGGGGCGGCGGCUCCCCCUUCUCCCCUUGCAGCAAGCGAGCCCGCUUCGAGGACUUCAGCCCCGAGCCGCCCCCGGACUCUUCCAACAUCUCCAACUUGAUCUCCAUCUUCGGCUCCGGCUUCACGGGGCUGGUGAGCCGGCAGCAGGCGGACUGUGAGCAGCCCCUCAACGGGCAGCUGUGCGGCAAGCAGGCGCUGGCCAGCCUGGGAGCCUGGACUCGAGCUAUCGUGGCGUUCUAGGGGCGGGGAUGGACGGGGGGGGAGCGGUCCCAGGGACACGGACUCCGGAGGGGCCCCUGAAACAAAGAGGGGCGGGCGGGGGAGGGGAAGCCGAGCUCCUGUUUUAUAAACUGUACAAUAAAAAAUCGCAGAUCUUGGGGACUUUAUUUUUGCAGAGAUGAAAAGCACCUAUUUAACUAUGCCGCGUGUCCGCUCGGGCUUUAUUUUGUAUUGCGUGCGGGGGCGACUCCAGCCCGGGAGCCUGCCACGUGAGGCGAGGGCUGCUGCCCGGAGGAAGCCGUGUGUGCCGGGGAAGAGUUGGGAGAGCUGCACUUCUCUGCCCCUGGAGGAGCUGC
Molecule: messenger RNA, 1626 nt
Organism: Terrapene triunguis (Three-toed box turtle)
Lineage: Eukaryota; Metazoa; Chordata; Testudines; Emydidae
Gene: IER5L
Product: immediate early response 5 like
Exons: 1
Coding region: 182-1291 (369 amino acids)
Source: RefSeq, a predicted model, not a curated record